CGCGGUACAGCAACGCUCAUCAAGAAAGUGUUGCUCUGAGAACUCAUUCCAUCAAGCGAUCACUCAGAUCGACCUUUCUCACUCCUUGCCAGACGCGCAGCGGUGAUCCUUCGCUGGAUCAGCCACAAUCGCAAGAUGUCCAACAAUCGAGAAGCAGCGCCCCUCACGAGGCGCCAAUCUCAGUCGGCCUCCAACGCAAACGAUCCGCGCUUGUCGGCCUACCCAGUCUACCCAUUGCGCUUGGCGACAGCCUCUGCCGAAGCUCACGCGUCCGUCAAGUUGAACUUUAGACCUUCUUCGGCACCUCAUCCGAAUUCCUCCACUGGUGCACUCUACGCACAAAGCGCUGCAAAUUCUUCCUCUUGGACUCUUGAAAUCGUUGCUCCAUCCAACGAUGCAACGUCCAAUGCUCAAUCCAAAGCUUCGCGCUUCACCGGCGAACGCACGCCAGGCAAAGAAGUGGAGUUUGUCGCUGUUUGGGAUCCUGAAAGCAGAACCUACGUGCUCUCGCCGCUUGCGUGCACGUACAGUCUCAAGCACGACCGCUCUGCUACAACCUUGUCCGAACGUGCGCAGCAGCUCUUAUCCUUGUCGCCAGAACCACCUUCGGGUACGCGCAGACGUGGUCGCGAAUCGCAGCCAAGUGUUGCUGGAGAGAGACCAGCCAAAAGCGCCAAGUUGGAAGAAGCGCGCAAUGCCAAAUCCGAUGCCCAUGCCAGAGCGAGCCACGAGCAGCCUCGAAGAGUGACACGACGCAUGUCCUCCAACGAGCACUCUUCCAGGCAUCAAGACGCGUCGCCAGAGCAGAAUCGCGACGCGACGUCAAUAGCUUCCGAGCAUCGAGUUGGCGAAGCGGAGCCCGGCGCACGUAUAGGAGGGGGACAACAAGAAGCCGUGGAGGAUGGUGAAGAAGAAGAAGAAGAAGAAGAAGGAGAAGAAGAAGAAGAAGAAGAUGAUGAUGAUGAGGACUUCUUGGCCCAGCAGCUUGCAGAAGCUCUCGAUCGAGCAUCUGCAUCAUCCUCACAGCGUCAUUCCGACUCUGGCAAACAGUCCUCUUCUGGAUCUCCAUCCGGGACCACGAGCGCAGUGAGGCCUCUUCCCGCCAUCGCUGCGCUGCGCAAUGAAAGUGUGCAAACGCCAGGCACCACUCCACGAAGCUUGCAUGUCGAUCCAAGCGGCGUAUCGGCACCAGAAGUUGCUACUUCGUUUUCCGCUGCCAGCAAUCUACUUGGCAGUCCUGCAGCAGCAAAUCUUGCUCCAUUGGCGGGACCAAGCGCUUCUGUGCAUGCGGGUCAUGCUUCUGGCUUGGGUCUGGGUUUGGGUCUAGUCACCAGAACUUCUAGCCCCACUUCUCCUGCUCGAACGCCCGGCUUGGCACACAGCCCUCUUCCUCCUACGAGCGGUGCUGCAGCUUGGGUUCCACCUGCAAGCAGUCACAUUCACAUGACGUCAUACGACGAUAUGGACGAUUCGGCGGAAGACGAUGAAGACGACGAAGAUGAGGAUGAGGAUGAUGAAGAGGAGGAAGGUGCCGAUGAGGACGAGGACGAGGACGAUGAUGAUGCGGACCUAGAUGCAUUUGCUAGGCGGCUUGAAGAACAGCAACAACAAGAAGCAGCACAUCCCGCAAACGCUAGCCACGCACCAUCAUCGCCCGCCAUCGCGCAAAACAAAUCCACCACAUCUCAGCAGAUGACCAGUCGCGCACAAUCCGCACGUCAAUCCGUCUCUGCCAGAGCAAACGUUUCCUAUGGUCUGGGCGGCCGUAGGCGCGAAGAAGACGAUCUCGAAGACUCUGACUGAUUUCCCCUCUCCUAUCGCUCUGUUCCUCGCUCCUCCCCCUUACACACCUCUCUGCCACUCACAAACGCAUCAGACCUAGAUCCAAGCUACAUCUUCAAUAGCAAUGCGCGCGCACUCCAUUCACGUCUCUCAGCCGAGCCGGCAGGAGAUCUGGUGCCAUUUGGAAAAGAGCA
Molecule: messenger RNA, 1976 nt
Organism: Ceraceosorus guamensis
Lineage: Eukaryota; Fungi; Basidiomycota; Exobasidiomycetes; Ceraceosorales; Ceraceosoraceae
Exons: 3
Coding region: 136-1803 (555 amino acids)
Source: RefSeq, a predicted model, not a curated record